Belonocnema kinseyi is the source of this 1550-nucleotide messenger RNA. RefSeq lists its product as uncharacterized. The record is from RefSeq and is a predicted model, not a curated record. The transcript is spliced from 3 exons. NCBI's taxonomy places the organism in Eukaryota, Metazoa, Arthropoda, Insecta, Hymenoptera, Cynipidae. Bases 195 to 563 code for a protein of 122 amino acids.
UAUCCCAACGCUACUAAAACUUGAUAGUAUUUUUUUUAUUACUUUUGUACCACGUAAGACACAUUUUUUCAGUUUUUAUUUAAAAGCAGCAAGUGAAAGAAGAAAAUUGCCAACUCUAAAAGAAAGGUUUUAUUUCAUUAUUCGAAAUUCAGCAAUCUCCAUUAUUCAGGAUCCUCGAUUUAACGAAAACAAAGAUGCGUAUUGGUGCUCUUCUCCUCACUCUAGCGAUUUUCUACAGUUUCAUUGGAUUAAGUUCACAGUACAAUAAAGACCUUCUUGUGAACGGCACAAUGGCUCUUUUAGAUAACCUGGGUAUCUUUUUCCGUAUAACUAAUAAUUUAGAUAUAUUGGUGAGUGAUGGGCACAAUAAAGACAUUUACGGGCUAAUACACGAUAAAUAUCAUUUGCUGGUUUGCGCAUUAGAACCAUAUGAUGGACAAGUAUGGGUGCGUGCAUUAAUGGCAGACGGCAAACAAGUUAAGGUGGAUGCGAGCACUACUUAUGCGUGGAACAAAGGCGACACAGACAUAUAUCACCUCGAAUUUGACAAAAUCCUUUCGUAAAAGAAUAUUUGACAUUUCUAACUGCACAUAUUAUUUUUAUGUCGAAACCCGCUCACUCUUAAGAAGAAAUAUUGGUUUAUUAGUUACACGUAUUACUGGUUACGCGGAAAGAAUUUUUGCGCAAGAGCAGCGCCGCCUACUGUAAAACAGUUGUGCGUAGGCUUGACACAGUUAUAACGAUUUUGGCGCAGCGGACUCCUUAAACUAGUUCGUCCAAAUAGAACUCUGUUUGACGCAUGCGCAGUAGUGCACGGGACCAUCUUCGGGAACACUUAGCUGAACCACGCAGCAAGUAUGCCAAACAAAUUAACAUUCGCCCCAAGGAUUAGCGCAACUGGUGUGCUGGUGAGAACCUACAAGUGCUGUCGAGAAAUUCUUUCCAUGCGCUAAGUUCUUAUGUUUUUGUUUUAAUAAUAAAAUUCGGACAUUAUAUUGUAUUAGUUUUCUUCUUAAUUCCUUUUCCAUUCUUAAGUUUCCAAUGUUCUAUAAUUUGGUGUGUAGUGUCCAAUGAAUUUCUAAAGUAAGUUUUCACUCAACCAAACUCAUUAAAAAUUAAUUAAUGAAAGAGGAGUUCAUAAACACAUAAAAAUCUAUCGAUUAAACCUUAUUUGUAAAUGAUUAUAAAAAGGUGGAAAUUUUCUCUAGGAAUUAAUUGCACGGAAUUAUAUCAACAAAUUAAUAUUAUUGUAAUUUCUUCUUAUGUUACAUUUCUUGUUAGCUACAAAUCAAAAGUCUAUAUUUUUCAAAUAAAGCAUUUUCUGAUCUAAAAAAUUUCAUUUAAAUAUAAAUAAAUUUUCCCUUUGAAUCGUGUAAAGACGACUUUUUUGGAUUGGAUGUAACUUUUCUUCAAGUGUAUAAUUGCAAGUAGUAAUCAUUUUGGUGUAAAUUAGUUUUAACAUUUGUAUUCGACUUCGUCUGAAAAAAUAAUAUUUUUUAAUGAGAGCAAUGUAAUUGUGGAUUAAAGAAAUAAACGGAUGUGAAAUGACA